Messenger RNA from Ictalurus punctatus (channel catfish), 3384 nucleotides. It is a transcript of the gene tfcp2, whose product is annotated as transcription factor CP2. The record is from RefSeq and is a predicted model, not a curated record. Gene Ontology annotation, biological process: regulation of transcription by RNA polymerase II. The transcript has 16 exons. Gene Ontology annotation, molecular function: RNA polymerase II cis-regulatory region sequence-specific DNA binding; DNA-binding transcription activator activity, RNA polymerase II-specific. Bases 533 to 2020 code for a protein of 495 amino acids. Gene Ontology annotation, cellular component: nucleus. NCBI's taxonomy places the organism in Eukaryota, Metazoa, Chordata, Actinopteri, Siluriformes, Ictaluridae.
AGAGCCUUUUAAGCCUUAUGCAACCGACGAAGAAAACGGCCACGGAUAUUACAGCUCUAUCUCUAGUGAACAGGAGGGUUAAAGAAACAUGUCUCUCAUGUAAAUACAUUUUUGUGUGUGUUGGUCCAGUUAGUUUUCUCUAUUUUCUUUCUGUUAAUUCUAUAUUCGUUACAUUGAACGGCCACUAGGAUAUCUUUGAUGUACUGUAGCUUACGGUAACAGUUUCCUCUCCAGACCCCAGAUAGUUGUUUCACUGCGAAGACGACGGAUUAAAAUAUGGCGUGAAAAGGGGUCCAGUGUAUCAAUUAACUUGUUUGUAUUCCUGAGCCGAAUAAAACGAGCGUCUUGUACUUGUACACGUCUUGGACGUGUUCUGACUGCUGCUCGUGUUUGCUUGUCGUGACUUGCUGAAGUUGGGAACCAAACUGAUUUGUGAAUGGGAAGGUGCGUGUGAUCCUGCACACAACUCCAAGAAUUCUAGGCCACUUGUGUUCUUCGUGGUCAGUACGAGCUGAAUAACCUCCUGGUCGUGAUGGCCUGGGCUCUGAAACUGCCGCUGGCUGAUGAGGUGAUCGAGUCCGGCCUGGUGCAGGAUUUCGACGCCAGUCUGUCUGGAAUUGGCCAGGAGCUAGGAGCUGGAGCCUACAGUAUGAGUGAUGUGCUGGCACUUCCAAUCUUUAAGCAAGAAGAGUCCAAUCUUCCACCGGAUAAUGACAACAAGAUCCUUCCCUUCCAAUAUGUUCUUUGUGCUGCCACGUCACCAGCUGUCAAACUACAUGAUGAGACCCUCACCUACCUCAACCAAGGACAGUCUUACGAAAUUCGAAUGCUGGACAAUCGGAAAAUGGGUGAGCUUCCUGAGAUCACAGGCAAAAUGGUGAAGAGCAUCAUUCGUGUAGUUUUUCAUGACCGGCGACUUCAGUACACUGAGCACCAGCAGCUUGAGGGCUGGCGCUGGAACAGACCAGGUGACCGAAUCCUUGACCUGGAUAUUCCUAUGUCUGUUGGCAUUGUGGAUCCUAGGGCGAACCCCACACAGCUUAACACAGUGGAGUUCCUAUGGGACCCAUCAAAGCGGACUUCAGUGUUCAUCCAGGUUCAUUGCAUCAGUACAGAGUUUACAAUGCGCAAGCAUGGCGGUGAGAAGGGGGUGCCUUUUCGCAUCCAAAUUGACACGUUCAAAGAGAAUGAUGCAGGAGACUACACAGAACAUCUGCACUCUGCCAGCUGCCAAAUCAAAGUCUUCAAGCCCAAAGGUGCUGACAGAAAGCAGAAGACUGAUCGAGAAAAGAUGGAUAAGAGGGCACCACAAGAAAAGGAGAAAUACCAGCCAUCAUAUGAAACCACCAUCCUUACUGAGUGCUCACCGUGGCCUGAGGCCACUUAUGUCAACAAUUCUCCAUCACCAGGCUUCAGCAGCACCCACAACAGCUUCCCUACUGAAGGGAAUGGCUCGCCGACUCACCAGCCAGAGCCAGUGGUACAGGUAGCGGAUAAUCUGGUGCCCACUGCAACACCACAAGAAGCACAGCAGUGGCUCCAUAGAAACCGCUUUUCGCCAUUCUGUCGUCUCUUCACAAACUUCUCAGGGGCAGACCUACUGAAAUUAACUAGAGAGGACGUCAUUCAGAUCUGUGGUCCAGCUGAUGGCAUACGAUUGUUCAACUCACUAAAAGGAAGGGUGGUUCGCCCAAGACUCACCAUCUAUGUGUGCCAGGAGUCUCAGCAGGCCAGAGACCAACAGCAAAAACAUGAGAAUGGAGAUGGUGCUAGCAAUACCUUUUUUGUGUACCAUGCUAUUUACCUGGAAGACCUAACAACCAUCGAGCUGACUGAGAAAUUAGCUCAGCUUUUCAACAUCUCACCACGCCAGAUCAUUCAGAUCUUCAAGCAGGGACCCACAAGCAUUCAUGUGCUUGUCAGCGAUGAGAUGAUUCAGAACUUUCAGGAUGAGAUGUGUUUUGUGUUGGACACAAUGAAAGCCGAGACGAACGAUGGCUACCACAUCAUCUUGAAGUGAGAAUGAAAAUUGGGCGAAGAGAUUUGGCACCCAUUUUCCUGCAGAUUAAUCUUGAUCAGUUUCCUGUCUUCACUCUUCCUGGAUCUUAUGAUUACGAUUGUUACUUACAAUUGUAUUGCUCAGGCAAUAAGUCAAGUGGAAAUGCAUCUGGCCUGUUGUGAUACCUACUGUCUUACUCUCCACAGAAUGUUUGUACUGCCAGCACUAUCAGACAGCUGAUUUUAAUGUUUUGCAUUUUAUUGUUUUAGUUAUCCUUCCUUUUUAAAAAAUAUCUUUAAUGUCUAUACAUUCAUUGUAAGUGGUGUGCCAGAGCCUGCUUCCUGGGAAUGACUGAAUUGGUUGUUGUAGAAUUAGCAUUAGCAGACAUUGUAUGUAUAUUGAUGCCCAACUGAAAAUGUGGUUUCAGCAUAUUAUCAGUAGGCUAAUUUAUAAUGCGUGUUAAGCUUACGUUACGAAAAUAAAUGAUUUCUGUAGCUUCCCCUAGUUUGCCUACAGGAAGAAAAGUAGCACUGCUGCAUGAAGUUGAGUUACUUUUCUAUAGCUCAUUUAUUAACAAGUGUUUUCUGUCACAAAUCUUUUCUUUGUAAGUGUAGCAUUUCUUCUAAAUUGGCCUAAAUUCUCACUCCGAGAAACAUGAAUUCAGUUGCUAAUUCACAACAGUAUGGUCACACUACGUUUUGUUGUUAAAUGUUCCAUUGUACUGUUCAGACAGCGGGCUUGAAAGGCAAGACCAGUCCAUUACUACUUUCUUUGUGUUUAGUACUUUUUUUAGCAGGCUUGUUCUUACAAAGGUCUGUUCAGACUAGGAUUUUUUUUCUAUCAUGUUUUAUGUAAGUAAACCAUCAGAUGUGUGUUCGUCAUGAUCGUUGUUAAACUGUUUUUUUGUUUUGUUUUUGUUUUUAAUAACCAUUGCAAUGCAAAUCCAUUUGGUGUGAAAAGCAUAUGUUUUAAGCUUGUGCUUGUGACAGAUCGGAUUAGCUGUGUUGGAUGUAUGUAAGACAGCAAAGUCACUGAAUAAUUUGUUGAAUCUGUUCCCCGAUUUCUCAUGUCAGUUCAACAAUUAAAAUAGUUUACCCAUGAAAAGCAUUAUUGCUUCAGUGUCAGCCUUGCUCCAACCACAGUUUGCAACAUCUCAUUUAAUGCUAACAUUUGAUACCGAGUAAAUUUCAGAUUGAUUGUAAUUUUUCCAGAUGCUGGCUUGAAUUUCGUGUAUGUACAGUAUUCACACAGACAGCCAGUCAAAGUGAACAUCACUGUUAAGAAUCCACAUGAUGCUCAAAUGUUUGGGCAAAAUUAUUUGUAUCAUUCUGAAAAUUUUUCUAAAUUAAAUGCUUUUAAGCAAGGACCACAGGGUUUCUCAAAAA